Eucalyptus grandis is the source of this 1413-nucleotide messenger RNA. Its product is annotated as 1-aminocyclopropane-1-carboxylate oxidase homolog 1. The record is from RefSeq and is a predicted model, not a curated record. NCBI's taxonomy places the organism in Eukaryota, Viridiplantae, Streptophyta, Magnoliopsida, Myrtales, Myrtaceae. The coding region runs from base 149 to 1258 and encodes 369 amino acids. The transcript has 3 exons.
GCAUUGACUUUCGUAGAUCAUCCGUUGAUUUCACUUGGGACAUGCAUAAGAUACGGUCUAGGCGCAGAGCGUGCACAGUGUAUCAUCGACCUCUAUCACUUGUAACUUAUCCCUCUUGCUUGAUAGCUAACAAAAGCGAGGUGCGAAAAUGGAGGUCGCCACUGAUUCGACCGGCGUCGCUCCAUCGACCUACAAUCGCAACCAAGAGCUAAAAGACUUCGACGAAACGAAAUCAGGUGUGAAAGGCCUCUCUGAUUCCGGCCUCCCCAAAAUCCCGAGAAUCUUUGUCCGGCCAGCUGAAGAGAUCGCCUGUGACCAUUCCAAAUCUGGGGCCGCCAGGAUCCAAAUCCCCAUCAUCGACCUGAAGAACCUCGCCACGGAUCGGCCAGGGACGGUGGAGCAAGUCCUGGAGGCAGCGCGUGAGGUCGGCUUCUUUCAGGUGGUGAACCAUGGGGUGCCGCAGAGCAUAUUGGAAGGGGCGUUCGAUGCGGCACGUUCCUUCCACGAGCUGCCGAAGGAGGUGAAGGCCGAGUACUAUGGUCGGGAUGGCAAGAGGAGGGUGAAUUUCUCGUGCAAUUUUGACCUGUACAAGACGACGUAUGCGACAUGGAGGGACACUUUAUUCUGCCUCAUGGAACCCGAGCCGCUUGAUCCUGAGGAGUUGCCUCUUGUUUGCAGAGACGCGAUAAUGGAAUACUCUAAGCAAGUGAAGGCAGUAGGGAUUGCUCUGCUCGAAUUGCUAUCGGAAGCGCUUGGCCUCAAGCCGGACUACCUCGUCAACAUGGACUCUGCUAAAGGGCAUGCUCUUCUCUAUCACUACUACCCAGCUUGCCCCGAGCCCGAUCUGACUUUGGGCACUGCCAGUCAUUCAGAUCCCGAUUUUUUCACGAUCCUUCUACAAGACGACAUCGGCGGGCUUCAAGUUUAUUACCAGGAUCAAUGGGUUGAUGUCCCUACGGUCGCAGGCGCUCUAGUUGUCAACAUUGGAGAUCUACUCCAGCUUAUGUCGAACGACAUUUUCAAGAGUGUCGAGCACCGAGUGCUGUCGAAAGAUGUUGGCCCGAGGUUAUCCAUCGCCUGCUUCUUUACUCUUUAUGAAGAUCCAAAGUCGAAGAUAUACGGGCCGAUAAAGGAGCUAUUGUCGGAAGAUAGGCCGGCUUUGUACCGUGAAAUCACCCUGGGAGAGUUCAUGACGCACUAUUACUCGAAGGGGCUCGAUGGCACAUCGGCUCUUGCACCGUUCAGAUUGCCAAGCUAGACAUUGCAAUGUAAGAUUAGAUUGGUUCUAAAAUUUUAUGUGAUAACUUGUGGAUUGUUAAGAUGCAUAUGUGUAUGAGUUAUAUUAGAAAAAUCUCGCAUCCAAAAAGUUGAUAUAGUGUAGAGCAACUAAUAUAUUCUAGUUGGUCUAUAACU